GCUGCUGGCAGGGCAGGGACACCAGCUAACACACGCACACACAUCCAACACACACACACCUACUCAAACAUCCCACUUGAGUGUGUGUGUGUGUGUGUGUGUGUGUGUGUGUGUGUGUGUGUGUGUGUGUGUGUGUGUGUGUGUGUGUGUGUGUGUGUGUGUGUGUGUGUGUGUGUGUGUGUGUGUGUGUGCGCCUCUAUGAUGCUUGCAGGGCAGGGUCGCAGCUAACACACAUUCAACACGUACACAAUCAUCCCACUUGUGUGUGUGGGUGUUAACCUAUGUGAUACUGGGACAUCAGCUAACACAGACAAACACACACUUACCACUUGGAUGUAUGUGUGUGUGUGUGUGUGUGUGUGUGUGUGAAGAAGAGUGGAGCAGUAGUACUAGAGUCCCAGGGGCCAUUCUGGGGUCCCCUGGGGGUCUGCAGCUAAAUGACAGAUACUUAAAUAUCUCUGGACAAAAAUACAUGAACACUCAGGUUGUCGAUGUAACACACAUCUGUUUGGAGGCCUUGAUGUGCAAAUGUUGCCUUAAAGCUAAAUUUGAACUAUUUAUGGGCGUCACACACACACACACACACACACACACACACACACAGUGGCACCGUUCCAUUCAUUGUGGACAGCCUAACCUAAAAAUCUUAUCUUUAACCUUAACCAUGACCAAUUCACACUUUAUCCCUAAACUUAUAAAAGGAGCUAAGAAGUGAAGUUUGGCCUCAUAAAGACCGGGCUUCGGUCCCCAUGAGGUCUACUGAGCCUAACAAGGUCAGUGUUUAUGCUGGAGAAAGUCCUAAAGAGGCAACACAAAUAAGUAGACAGAACACACACAUACACACUCACUCUCUCUCUCGUGUCUCUUUGAUCUUCGUCCCUCGGGGCCCACUACCCAGAUGUCCUCCUUCAGGGAGAUCAAAGCAGGAACUCUCGACAUUUUCACCCCUGUAAAUUCUCCCUGUUAAGAACGACACGUUACUAUAAGUCAGUUUUCAGUAGGAUUAUUGAUUAGUGUAGUAUCAGAGUAUAUCGUUUGAGAUUACAAUACUGUUAUAAAUAUCUAGUGAUUUAAUAACUGACUGCUCUGGCCUCAAUGAUCUAAUGAAACAGGACUUAUUGAUAUUUAUUCCUAUACAGAAUUAUUUAUGAGGUUUUAGUAGAAGCUGUUUCACCAGACUCCACAGAGAGCUGCUCCUUAUCUUCUUCUGCCAUCGUGUUUGUCAAUGGGUUGGGCACAACAUUAGAGACACCUCCCAGUGUAACGCAAACUACGGCCUCAGCAGAACACCAGUUUGUUAAUGGCUAAAUUAAUACUUAAGUGUCAAUGUGAGCUUUGUAAACGCAGCUUGUAAGACUGAAGGAGGUUUUCACAGAGCUAUCUAAAGUAUAUUCAAAGCAAACGAUUUGACUUAAGGGAAUUUGCAUUUUCAGUCCCACUGGUACAGAGAGUAACAAGUGCACACAUUACAUUCUAAUAGAUGCAUAUGAAACUAUACAUUUUUGGGGAUUCAUGCUGAUAGCAAUAUUAGGGUGCUGAAUAUCAAUGUGACCAAUAUAUCUGCGGAUGUAUGUAUUGUAUAUAUUCGGUAAUGAUUCCUAAAAUGUUGUUAUCAAACCUGUAUGAAAUGUAGGCUUUAUAUUUUGUGAAAUUGGGAGGUCGAGGCUUGAUUUAAAUGUUUUUUAAACUUCAUUAAUAACCAUUUUAAUCAACACAAAAUAAAUCAAAACCAAAUAAAACAGAACUUGAAUAAAGAAAUUACGUUUUUAACGCAACUACGUCUCAAAUUGGCCAACCAAUAAGGCGGCUGGGCUCGACUGAGAAUAUCUGAAGUGUCUCGUUUGAUGAUUUCUGCAUCAUCACUCAUCCUCCCAGCGUGUUGUUCUGGACCGAAGGCCACACAAGUUCAAUCAGUUAAUGUUACUAAGAGUCAGAGUGAGUGAUGGUUCCUGUGGCCCGAGCGUUCAAUGCUCUGCCGCCGUUAUCAGGCCGAUCUCUGGCCUUGGUCCAGUCAGAGCACUCUGAGGCUCAUUGCGUCACAGGUUCACCCCUGAUAUGAAGUGAUCGAGUCGUUGUAGCGGCCGCAGGUUUUCCUCUCUAUUCACCCUGCAGGAUUUGAAGCUUUUCCACCUUUUAAGCAGGUCAAGUUAUUGUGCAAAUGUUCUCCUGACCUCUGGUACCCAGCCACUCCGAGAACUUGCUUAGACGAAUGUUAAACUCGCUAACCGGGUUGGCCUCCUGGCAGAUUUGCCCCUUUGGACUGAAUCAUAAUCCUCCAAGUCUAGGUAAAGUUCACCUGCUCUAGUACAAGCCCUUUUCAUGUUUCCACCACGAACAAUGAGCAGGACGAGCCAUUAGAGCUCAGGGUUUGGUCGUGGAGGUAAAUCUGAGGAUGCCGGCUCCACGUUCUGGUCGGAGGAAGGGAAGAGUGUUGAACCUUGCAUGCGCUCCCUCGUGUGAGCGCCUACCAGGAUCUAUUUAGUGACGUGUAGAGUACAGCGUUAAAUGAGUGAUCUGCCUGCUGUCAGGAGAACAGACUUCAUUCAGGUGCACACGGAUGGAGAGUAGGUCCCUCCAGGCCUCUGUCUUCCAUGUCUGCUCCCUCAGGCCACACUCGACUGAAGCAGAAUGAGCCGAUGAACUCCUUGCGGAUCUCCGUAGGAGGCCUCCCCGUUCUGAAUUCUAUGGCCAACGGCACGGACCCUCGUUUCCGCCUCAAGUGGAAGCCCAUCGUGGCCGCUGUUUUCGCCCUCUCGUUAUUCCUGCUGCUCUUCACGAACUUGAGCUCAGUGUUUGGCUCGCGUCAAUUUAGUGCCGCGCACGGUGACAUCCGGCAGUCCGAUGGCCGUUAUAAUGACACCUACCCUCUCAGUCUGCCUGAGAGCACGCCGCAGGGCACCCGCUAUCGCAUUGGGGUCAUCGCUGACCUGGACACAAACUCUCGCAGUGACAAGAAGCUGACGUGGUUCAGCUACUUGCGGCGGGGGUACCUGCUGGUGUCCGAUAGUGGCGACAAGGUGGCGAUCGACUGGGACGCGGACAGGGUGGUGCUGGAAAGCCACUUGUCGGAGAAAGGCAGGGGUAUGGAGCUGUCUGAGCUGGUGGUGUUCAACGGGAAGCUGUACAGCGUCGACGACAGAACGGGCGUGGUCUACCACAUCGACGGCGACAAGGCGGUGCCCUGGGUCAUCUUACCUGACGGCGAUGGCAGCGUAGCCAAAGGGUUCAAAGCUGAGUGGCUGGCAGUGAAAGACGAGCACCUGUACGUCGGUGGCCUUGGGAAGGAGUGGACCACCACUGAGGGCGAGUUCGUCAACAACAACCCAGAAUGGGUCAAAGUAAUUGGCUUCAGGGGGGAUGUGCAACACCAGAACUGGGUCCCCAGGUACAACUCUCUGAAGUCCGCUGCAGGGAUAGAGCCUCCAGGCUAUCUCAUCCACGAGUCAGCGGCGUGGAGCGACACCCUCCAGCGCUGGUUUUUCCUCCCCCGCCGCGCCAGCACGGACCGCUACGAAGAGGCGGCGGACGAGCGUCGCGCCACGAACCUUGUCCUCAGCUGCUCGCCAGAUUUCAAAGACAUGGUCAUGGCUCGGGUGGGUCCUCUCAACCCCACUCACGGUUUCUCCUCCUUCAAGUUCGUCCCCAACACAGACGACAAGAUCAUUCUGGCGCUCAAGUCGGAGGAGGUCGCCGAAAAGGUGGCCACGUACAUCAUGGCCUUCACGGUUGACGGACACAUCCUUUUACCUGAAACCAAGAUUGGCGACGUGAAGUAUGAAGGCUUGGAGUUCAUCUAAAGGAACUCGGAAACUCGGUCUUGAGACCACUGCACUGUAGUUCUAUUUCGUUUACAAGCCAGUCACUGUCGAAGUCAAUGCACUCGCUGCUUCCUCAUUAAGUUUGCAGAAGGCACAAGUCAGGCCCUUGGAGGACCCUCCUCAGUGCGAGGAGGAGAACACGCGGGCUGAGACUGAAGCGUGGUCCCGCCUCGGCUUCAGAGAGAGUGUCCGUCAGACCGAACAAUACCAGCAUUUCUCGUGGUGCAUCAUCUCCUUCCUCAACAUUACUGUAGCCUUUCUUAUAAUGAAUGUACUAACGAUUGAUUCAUCAGAAUGUGAUUAGUAUCCAUUUUUAUGCACAUACUUUACACUCUUAAAAGGUCAAAGGUCGUUUCCCCCUUUGCUCCAGGUCAAACUGCAUCACUCUGUACACACAAGACAUUAAUAUUGUCAGGGCAAAUCACUGAAAGCCUGUUUUUAUUCUUCGUAAAAAAAAUCGACAUCAUUUGAAGGAUUUGAGGAAAUUAGAAUGAUAUUGUAUGUCAUGUGUUUUAUGUCUGGCGGGUGUGCUGACUAAGUAAAUUCUUGAUUCCUCUUUUCUGA
Pleuronectes platessa (European plaice) is the source of this 4382-nucleotide messenger RNA. It is a transcript of the gene cant1a, whose product is annotated as calcium activated nucleotidase 1a. The coding region runs from base 2592 to 3797 and encodes 401 amino acids. The record is from RefSeq and is a predicted model, not a curated record. NCBI's taxonomy places the organism in Eukaryota, Metazoa, Chordata, Actinopteri, Pleuronectiformes, Pleuronectidae. Gene Ontology annotation, molecular function: GDP phosphatase activity; calcium ion binding; UDP phosphatase activity. Gene Ontology annotation, biological process: proteoglycan biosynthetic process. The transcript is spliced from 5 exons.